AUUUACAAACAACGGCAGAUUGGCAAUACUCUGUUUGGCUGUAACAGAGCGAGGAAUUUUGUUGUUCAAAGUUAUUACGACUUUCUUGAGUUCAAGAAAGAAUGCCUUCUUAUUGGAAAAAUUUGAAGCUCUUUUAUGGACUUUUUCUUAUAACAUGUAGCAUUAAAUUGCUUUUUGUUUCAGCCUUGAAUUGCGAUGUAAACGGUGACUGUCAGUGCGCUACAGCCGGUCCACAAGGGACGUCCUCGUCUAUUCCUGAAAAGUUUAUAUGUGAUGGCGAGGCAGAUUGUAGUGAUGGCAGCGAUGAGCAGAGUUGUGGAAACACAGGAGAGUGCAGUGAUACUGAACACAAGUGUGGGAAUGGUCGCUGUAUCAAGAAAGAAUGGACUUGUGACAAUUACGCUGACUGUAAUGACGGGAGUGAUGAGAAACAAGCAUUGUGUAAUUUUACAACCUGCUCUUCUGAACAAUUCCGAUGUUACAAUGGGAUCUGUAUACCUCGUUUGCUACGGUGUGACAAAGAAAACGAUUGUCUGGGUGGUGAAGAUGAACACGACUGUGUUUAUCCAACCAAUUGUUCGACUGGUUUUUUCCAAUGUAAGAACAAGAAAUGUGUAAGCAAAUCACUUGUGUGUGAUGGCGAUGACGAUUGUGAUGAUAAUUCGGAUGAAGAUGACUGUGGUUAGUAAAAUGCAUUUUCGUAAACCUGAAUGUUAAUCA
Messenger RNA from Dendronephthya gigantea, 720 nucleotides. Its product is annotated as low-density lipoprotein receptor 2-like. Bases 102 to 686 code for a protein of 194 amino acids. Gene Ontology annotation, cellular component: plasma membrane. NCBI's taxonomy places the organism in Eukaryota, Metazoa, Cnidaria, Anthozoa, Malacalcyonacea, Nephtheidae. The record is from RefSeq and is a predicted model, not a curated record. Gene Ontology annotation, molecular function: protein binding. The transcript has 5 exons.